GGACCGCAGCGGGCUGAGCGGCGCUGCUGGUAUCAGAGCCCGGCGAGCGUUGGCAGUUCCGCGGCGGGGAUGCUGAGGAGCGCUGGGCUGGCGAGCAGCCGUGGCCACUGCGGACUUCCGAGGUACUCCGGGCCGUAAAAACCCCUGGGCCGCUGCCAAUCCCAGGUUCCUGAGGCCAUUCACCGUUCCUGAAGCCGGCCGGGGCGAGAGUCCAGCGGAGCAGCGGCUGUUCCCUGAUUCUGGGCUUUCGGAGCGUCUGGAACCCCGAGAGACAUCCCGGGGCUCUAGAACCUCCCCAGCGGCCCCCAGUCCCAGCUUCCUGCGUGCGUCUGUACAAAACCCCCUCGGGUGCACCGGUCGCCGGCGAGCCGUGGCCGGAUCCUGGCACACAGCAUGAUCGUUGCAGACUCCGAGUGCGGCGCGCAGCUGAAGGGCUACCUGCCAUUCUCCCCGGGCGGCGGCGGCGGCGGCGGCCCCGGGGCCGGAGAGGAGCAGAGGGGAAGUCGGACUCGGCGAGGUCCCCGAGGGCCCAGCGCCUUCAUCCCAGUGGAGGAGGUCCUUCGGGAGGGAGCAGAGAGCCUGGAGCAACAUCUGAGGCUGGAGGCAUUGAUGUCCUUGGGGCGAGUGGACAACCUGGCGGUGGUGAUGGGCCUGCACCCUGACUACCUUAGCAGUUUUUGGCGUCUACACUACCUCCUGCUGCACACAGAUGGGCCCCUGGCCAGCUCGUGGCGCCACUACAUUGCCAUCAUGGCUGCCGCCCGCCACCAGUGUUCCUACCUGGUGGGGUGCCACAUGGCUGAGUUUCUGCAGACUGGUGGUGACCCUGAGUGGCUGCUCGGUCUCCAUCAUGCCCCCGAGAAGCUGCGCAAGCUCAGCGAGAUCAACAAGUUGCUGGCACACCGGCCGUGGCUCAUCACCAAGGAGCACAUCCAGGCCUUGCUGAAGACGGGCGAGCACAGCUGGUCUCUGGCGGAGCUCAUCCAGGCCCUGGUCCUGCUCACCCACUGCCACUCGCUGGCCUCCUUUGUGUUUGGCUGCGGCAUCCUCCCUGAGGGGGACCCAGAGGGCAGCCCUGCCCCCCAGGCACCUUCACCCCCCAGUGAGCAGAGCAGCCCCCCCAGCAGGGACCCAAUGAACAACUCUGGGGGCUUCGAGGCUGCCCGAGACGUGGAAGCGUUGAUGGAGCGCAUGAGGCAGCUGCAGGAGAGCCUGUUACGGGAUGAGGGAGCAUCCCAGGAGGAGAUGGAGAGCCGCUUUGAGCUGGAGAAGUCAGAGAGCCUUCUGGUGGCUCCCUCAGCUGACAUCCUGGAGCCCUCUCCACACCCAGACAUGCUGUGCUUUGUGGAGGACCCCACUUUUGGAUAUGAGGACUUUACCCGGCGAGGGGCUCAGGCACCCCCCACCUUCCGUGCCCAGGAUUAUACCUGGGAAGACCAUGGCUAUUCACUGAUCCAACGGCUCUACCCUGAGGGCGGGCAGCUGUUGGAUGAGAAGUUCCAGGCAGCUUAUAGCCUCACCUACAACACCAUUGCCAUGCACAGUGGAGUAGACACCUCCGUGCUCCGGAGGGCCAUCUGGAAUUACAUCCACUGUGUCUUUGGUAUCAGAUAUGAUGACUAUGACUACGGGGAGGUGAACCAGCUCCUGGAACGGAACCUCAAGGUCUAUAUCAAGACGGUGGCCUGCUACCCAGAGAAGACCACCCGAAGAAUGUACAACCUCUUCUGGAGGCACUUCCGCCACUCAGAGAAGGUCCACGUGAACUUGCUGCUCCUGGAGGCCCGCAUGCAGGCUGCCCUUCUCUACGCCCUCCGUGCCAUCACCCGCUACAUGACCUGACUGCGAGCAGGAUCUGGGCCCGGAGCAGCUGACCCUGGGGGCAUCCUCCUCCCUGCAAGGACUUCUCUUUCUGGAGACAGACCCCGAUCCUUUUCUGUCCCAGCCCCCCCUCCCCUACUCCGGAGGUGGGCUUGUGUGUGACUUGUAGCCCCUGAGCCGUACCCUCCUUUUUUCUCACCAGAACGGCCAGGAUCAUUGCAUUGACCUCAGCAGAGAUCUCUGCAGAGAUCUCAGCUCUGCCCUCGGGAGCUGGAAGAGGAGGCCUAGCAGAUCACAAGGGACCAUGCCCCUCUUCCUGCCCCUGACCCCAGAGGCGGAGGGCACCGGAAGGAAAUGAGCUGAGCUCAGACUCGCGUGCCAGCAGGCUGGGCCGCAGGCAUCACAAGUACUGUGGCCUUCCUGGACUGGGAAGUCCCUGCCUGCCCCUGAAGGAGAGGAGCGGACACCUGCAGGGACUGACACUCCAAGCAGUUGUGCCCUUUCUCCUCCUCCUCCUCCUCCCUCACUCCCAGAUUUCAUUACCUCCCACCCGCCAUUCACCCAUCAAUGUGAAAGUCAGUGUCACAGCUGGUCUGUGUGUUCGGCUCCCCAGAAGCCUGUUCUGUUGGGCAGCCUGAAGGCCCCCUGUUCCCUAGUUGCCCUGAUCCUAGUUUAGCACCUUUGACUUCCUUCACCCCCUGACUCUUUUUUUCCCAUGCCUGAUGGUGUGAGGCCCCAGAAGAGAGAUCAAGCACGUCAAAAAAGUAGAUUAUCUCUAGGGAGCUUGGGGUGUCUGUGGGUCCCUCUGACUUCUGAAGAGGAGGGAGUAUUAUAAAUUCUCUGUAUUUUUGGUU
Messenger RNA from Herpailurus yagouaroundi (jaguarundi), 2675 nucleotides. RefSeq names its product sestrin 2 (gene SESN2). Lineage: Eukaryota; Metazoa; Chordata; Mammalia; Carnivora; Felidae. Gene Ontology annotation, cellular component: nucleus. Gene Ontology annotation, molecular function: oxidoreductase activity, acting on peroxide as acceptor; L-leucine binding. The transcript has 10 exons. The record is from RefSeq and is a predicted model, not a curated record. The coding region runs from base 394 to 1842 and encodes 482 amino acids. Gene Ontology annotation, biological process: negative regulation of TORC1 signaling; regulation of response to reactive oxygen species; cellular response to leucine starvation.